UCAUAUUUCUUUAACCGAAAUUAUACAAGCGCACAUAAAAACGUAAAACCAGCAAUUAAAACAACCUCACAUCAAAAUUGAGCAUUACAUAACAAUGAUUCUAGAACAAACGAAAGUCAACGUGCAUAGUUUAAAACAAACCGACAGAUAAUAGCAGAAUGUAGUUAUAGUUACUUGUUGCAAGCUAUAAGACAACGGGCGACCCCGCGCAUGCGUACUUACCCUCAUUGAUUUUUCUCACUUUGACAGUUCCACCUAUGUUUUGGACCAUCGCUCGCGUACUAACAACAAAGUAAACAAGAAAUGGCUUUAGAUUUUUCUGCAACGUAUAAAUUAUUAGUUUUAGGUGAUUCCAAUGUAGGAAAAACGUGUAUUGUGCAUAGAUAUUGUGAUGAGAGAUACUACGACAUAUACAUAUCUACAAUAGGCAUAGAUUUCAAGCAGAAGAUAAUAAACUUAGACGGCGUGCCAAUCAAACUCCAAAUUUGGGACACGGCCGGGCAAGAGAGGUUUCGUACACUCACAACUGCGUACUACCGCGGCGCUAUGGGCAUUAUUCUUAUGUACGACAUCACUAAUCUGGAGUCAUUCAAUCAUCUGUCAUACUGGCUAAGGAAUAUUCAAGAGUACGCAUCACCGGAUGUUAUCAAGGUUCUAGUUGGUAACAAGUGUGACGUGCAUGAGAACCAUCGAGCAGUCCCUAAAGAGAGAGGCCAAAAGAUAGCUGAUGACUUCGACAUGCCGUUUUUCGAGGUGUCUUGUAAAAGCGACAUAAACAUAGAAGAAGCGUUCCUGACGUUAGCAAGAAAAAUAAGAGAAUACAGAGAGACCAAGGCGGACGCAUUCGAGCUAAAGGAACGAGACAACGUAAUAAAGCCUUCUGAAUCGGAGACUGAUGUGUCAAAGUGUAGCUGUUAGCCUGAUCACCGAUCAAUUCACACCUCUUUAUUAAACGAUGUGGGUAGACAUGAAAUGGUCAAACGAAAACCUUAACAAAAAGGUAACUUAUGUAUCUCCUCGACUAUUCCAUAUUAUAAGACAUCGAAGAACUAAUUAGAUAGUCAUGUACCCUUAAUAGAUAUACUGCCUACGAUUUCUUAAAUCUUCAUUAACUUAAAUAUAAGUCAUACCUAGAUCAAUAGUCAAACAUUGUCUGAAUUUAAAAUUAACUGGUUUUCCGUAGUUCCUAAAAUUAGAAUUGUUUCUUAAUAUAAUUGUUGCUAAAUGAUAUAAUUUAUUUUAAAAUGGAACAAAUAAUUUGUCUUUCAGUUUAUUUUGUUACCUACUUAUUUUUAUUGAUUAUGCUGACUUAAUAGGACCCUCUUACCCUUUCUCUUAGUUUUUAUUUAAAAAUAACUAAUUUAAUAAAACGGUAGUUCAAUGGUAGGAGGGUAGUGAUCGCUUUGAGAUCGCUUAUUGCAUUAAAUGUGCGCUAAAUUGUGUGUACGAUCUGUCGCAUUUUACAAUAUUCGCAACUUAAAUAAAAAAUAAGAUAAUAAACUCAAGUAGUAAAAUUUUCCUAAAAUCUCAUAGUUAAAAUGGUUUCCUGUAAAUUUAAAUCUCAAUUUCAACAAGAUGUGAUAAAUAGACCAGCUUAAACGUCAUGGUACCAACCUAAAUUUAUAAAUAAGGAACCUGUAACGCGCCAUGAGUUGUUUUGUUAUUUGUGAAGUUUACAUAGAUAGUUAAGUUAGAUAUAAAUAAUUAGUUUUAGAUUUCAAUACAAACUCAUAUAUCUACUCAUAGCGAUAUUUCGAUUUCUCGUAGACUUCUAAUCUAAUUGAGGUAAAGUCAAUUUUAAGAUUUUUUGUAAUUCAAACUUCACAAAUAAACAAAAAUGGAUUAUAAUAGUACGCGAUCGCAAAAUACAACAUGCAAGGAAUAAAACAAAAUCACGAAAAUACGUGAGUCGUUUGACAAUAAUCUUGGCUGUAAAUCCUACAUGCAGAAAUGUGUGAAGGAGAAGAGUCAUACUAAGCUUGCAAACUGCGUACCGGCCGCUAUCACAGAAUGGACCAACCGGUCAAAAAACGUAGGUAGGAAAAAAAUAAGUUAAAGAAAAAUAUUUCCUUCUUAUUAGUGGAAAAAAACAUGAAAAUAAAAAAUGCACGAUUAAACGAAGCAAAGAAAUGGAAAAACCUUAACUCAAUUAUAAGUGAAAUAUAAGCGAAUUUAACAACAGUAAAAUAAACACAUCUGUAUGAUCUGUAUCAAUAUCAAGGCUGGUGCUAUUUAUCUCUGGUUGUUGCUAGUUAACUAAUGUCUAAAUAAAAACAAAGUACGGACACUGAGAAGGCCUUUAAUGCUGUAGGUUUAAAUGUAAUUAAAUAAAGCCUACGCGACUAUCAGACUUGCUCAGCAAAAAUUAUACAGACUCAUUUAAAAGCACAUUAUUAUAACGAAUUUACGAAAAAAAUAAUUUAGGGGACGUUUUGUAAUGCGUUUGUUGACUAGCAUUUCCAUUUGGGCGUAAAGUUACAACUAACGCGAUUGUAUUGGAGACUGUUCGAUUUAGAUGUAUAUUUAUGUUGAUAUAGCAUUUUAUGCUAAGUUGUUAUGAUCACUAAAUACAAUUAAGAAUAAUUGUCCGAAAUCAAUUUCAAGGUAGGAAUACAACAUCGUUAAGGGCGGGCCCUACAGAGCUAGCUGCUGGACAGUAAAAAGGAUCGAAAUAAAUUGUUUAAAAGUGUAUUCAUUAGGCUGGAGACACAACAUUUAAAAAGCUGAUAUUUAUUCCUAUUCGACUUCAAUCUCGAUUACUCAUUAACGUUGCCUGCACUUUCUUUAUAUGUUUUACCAUCACUAUUAGUCUACUCGAAAUAACGCCCAAGAUAACGAGGAAAUAUUUUGAGCGCACGAGGGGGCUACCGGCUAAGUGUUCGGAAAUAUUAUUUUAAUUACCAAAUACAAAAAUAUAUACUACGCUUGAUCUUAAGUAGAUGUGGAAUAAAACGUUUUGAACAUUUUUGUAAUCAUGCGCUACGUUAAGCUAAGCUAUGUUGUUUAAGCUAAGAUAAAUAUAAGGCAUAUACUUAGUUGCAAAAUUCUAUGAGAAUUGAGAAUGGUUUUAAAAGCAGUAGGUAUGGAUUUACAGCGCUAAGUUAAUAUGCUUAAAAAAAGGUGCACAGCCAUAUAGCAUAAUAAUGAUCUCAAUUGUAACAGUAAAAGAAUAAGUCAGCCAUCAUUGUAACUUUCGUUCCUGCCGGCGCUUCGUAAGUCCAAAUUGACUUUAAGAAAAUAAAAUAAUAAUAUCCGUUCUCCAUAUCACACACGCUAGAACAACGAAGGUAAAAAUAUCUCUUGUCCACCUAUCUGUGAAAAAAUUAUAAAUUAAAUUGGCGCCAGAUUUAAGCGAUAAUGUUGUAAGCUUUAAAAAAAAAGAGUAUUGAUUUUUAGUUAAUAGAAUUAGGUACAUUUUAGAGAGUACUUAUAUCUGUUUGCUAUCAGUGUGCUUCUGGGGUUUACCUUUAGCAUUACUAGGUAAUUAUAUUAACCAGUAUUAGAGUUUUAGAUUGACGUUAUGAUAUACCUCACUCUUGUUUUUUUAAUACAUCUCCAAUGAGUCACUUUAGCUGUAACGUUUUUUACACUAGCACAACUAAUCUAACACUAGUUUUUAAAAGUUCAAUGUAUAAUAAAGUUUUAAUAUAAAAAA
Messenger RNA from Trichoplusia ni (cabbage looper), 3655 nucleotides. It is a transcript of the gene RabX4, whose product is annotated as ras-related protein Rab-8A. NCBI's taxonomy places the organism in Eukaryota, Metazoa, Arthropoda, Insecta, Lepidoptera, Noctuidae. Bases 304 to 918 code for a protein of 204 amino acids. The record is from RefSeq and is a predicted model, not a curated record. Gene Ontology annotation, molecular function: GTP binding; GTPase activity. The transcript is spliced from 5 exons.